Spirodela intermedia is the source of this 4622-nucleotide messenger RNA. The record is from the annotation of a GenBank genome assembly. Lineage: Eukaryota; Viridiplantae; Streptophyta; Magnoliopsida; Alismatales; Araceae.
AUGGCGCUGCGCGCGACGAGGUUGGCGUUCUUCGAUGACCCGUCGAUGUUGGAUGCCCCUACCACGGUCCUCUGCCACCUGGAGGUCUGCGUUCUCUUCCUAGUCUUCUCCCUCCUUCACUCGACUCAUCGCUCAGCCGAUCGUCUUUUCCUUGUGUAGGAGGAAGGUGCUCGCCAUGCCAUAAUCCUCGAUUCCACCUUGUUUCAUCCACAGGGCGGCGGCCAGCCUGCCGACACUGGCUUUAUAGCCGUCUCCGGCUACCCCGGGCUCAAGUUCAUCGUGGAGGACGUCAGGUCAAAGAACAAUGGUGUGGUAAGAAUUCGGCCACCCCUCUUCUUCUCUCUACUCGAUGAAGACGUCCGUUACUUGCGCAUGCCUAGCAGUCUAACAGUGUUUUGUGUGUGGUUUUCCUGCCAUGGCUUCUUGGGAUUUAACCCGAAACUUCUUCAACGACAGGAUAAGUAAUGCUUAAGACGAUUCCAUACGCGGCCCCGAUUCUUUGAUCUUUUCUCUUAUGUUUGAGUUGAAGCAUUUUAUGGUUUCCCAAUUGUUUAGGUCUAUCAUUAUGGCGUAUUUGAAGAUAAUCAAAAUACACAUGGCAUUCAGCUCAAAGAAGGUCAAGAAGUUCAUCUGUAUGUUAAUGCACAAAGGCGCAACUUGAAUUCCAGGUGCAACAUUUAUAGACUGAAAAAGGAUUUUCUUGUUUUUGCUUAUCUGUAAUCAUAAACCUUGCCAUAGUUCCAUUGACCCUGAACACUUUAUGACGUCUUGUUUUUGAAAAGAUUCCUUCGAUAAACCUCCAAAUAUUACCACCAGGGUUCUUAAAAAGUAUCAUUUGGUUCAUACCCUAAGCUUCUGAUGCGUCUCGUUUGUAUAGAAUAAUCAAAGUGCAAGAUAGCCAAUCAAAUACCAAUUCUAGUUCUAUAGAUUCUUUGAUGCAGACUUAAGCACUGCUUCAGAUAAGCGGUCCCUAAAUCUGAUCUGGAUGGAUGCAAGUUCAAUUUUUUCCUGAUCUGUUGACUCAGAUAGGAAUCGGCACAUAAUUCUAUAGACUUACGGAAUGAAUUCCAGAAAAGUGAUUCCAGAGGGUAUGAGCCAAAUGAUAAGUAUCAAUUGAGCCUAAUUUCGAACUUAUCUGCUUCCCUCAUCAUAUUUCUUUUAGGCAGGGUAGGAGAAGAUUGUGUGACAGUGCUUUAAUUCCAUCCUUAUGUUUGCUGUAUUUUCCUUAUUUUAUGUCCACCUGUGCGUGCACAAAUUUUUAACUUCUUCAAAGAAUAUAUCAUUCUAUUGAUCACAAAAUUUUAUCAUUUUUUAAUUUUCUUGCUCUACAUUGAGCCAUGGACAAAACAUUUGCUUUAAGUUUACUAAGUGUUGCACUAAUAUAUUUUUCUAAAUGUAGGCUCCAUUCAGGUGGGCAUUUGUUGGAUAUAUGCAUGCAGAAUGUCGGUCUAUCUUAUUUAGAACCAGAAAAGGGUUACCACUUUCCAGACGGGUGGGUUGCUGUUUAAAGUUCUGCCUCCAUCCAGUUCUUCUGAAUUACCUAUCUUUCGCUUAUCAUUUUAGUUUGUAUUAUUCGUCUAGAACAGUUUUCCCUAAUUUAUUUGUUAUCAAGAAAGUGUUGAUCCCGUACUUUGAAAAUUAAUUCAUUUGUGCAAAUCUCUUAGCUGCCUUACUGUUACAAUGCUUAUAUUUUGUGCUUAGAAAGUAGGGAUAGGAGAGGGAAGAGGAUGUGAAGAAAAACUAAUCAAAAUAUUUCCUUUGUGGUGACGUUUGAGGAGGAAAGAGAUGUAUAUGGAGAAGAAAAAGUGAAAGAUAGCUGAGAACCACAAGCUCUUGUAGUUCACAUGUAAUUUCAAUUUUCAGGAUAAUGACAGUGUACUAGUGUUCAUUUUUUCCUUCAGAGUUUCCAUAUUUGAGAGGGAACUGCUACUAAUUCUUUGGAUUUAGUAUGAUGGCAUGUGCUCUCAAAUUAAUUCAUUUGGAGACAAGUGUAUACUGUCAAUUCUUGAAUUUGAGAUGGAGAUUUUCUAGAUCUUUGCAUGCAAUCACGCACAAAGGAAAUUUUUCAUGAUCAAAAUAGUUCUGCCUGACUCAUACACGAUUUCUUGUGGAUCUCACAUCACAGUCUUCUUCUAUGUUUAUCUAUUUAUGGAUCUAAUGUGUGCGUGAGAUUGUUCUGUGUCCUACGUAAAUUCGUUUGUUGCGGUAGUGCUAAAUUUUACUGGUAUACUGGUUGUGGUUGACUAAUAUGUCAUUUAAAAUUAUCCCUUUUUACCCAGUAUAUUGCUAUACUGGAAACACCUGUAAUAAAUUGUAUUCUUAGAUUGAUGGAUAGCCUGGUUGUUUGUUUGUCUCUUGGAUUGUGUUUGUUACAGCAACUUGACUAUGUAUCUGAAUUUUGUUUUAUCUGCGCUUUCGUCAAAACUUUUUCAGAGGAAAUUAUGUUUCCCCUUAUAUUAAGCACAUUUUUCCUCAUUUCCAUAUGUGCUAUUCCAAAGUCUGUGGGCACUUUGGAGGAUUCCUUCCUGGUUGCAGUACUUUAAACUGCAUAACCCAUAAGGUAAUUUUCUGCAUUCGAACAAGCUUCUGAGGCUGUAGUAAAUCCCUUUUAUGUCUGAGUUGCAUUGGCCAGGCACUCAGUAUUGCCUUGUUUUUUCUUUGAAUGAGGAUAGUUCGAUGUGUUGAGGGUUGAUGUCAGGUAGGCAUCCAAUCAAAAAACUUUGUUUCAUCGUCCUCAGAGAAAUCUUGCUGAUCUUAGUUUGCUCUUCUAGGGUUCACGACGAUGAUAUACUUCCAUUUGUACAUUAAUAUUACUUUGCAGGCCAUUUGUGGAGUACAAAGGCACUAUCCCAUCAGAUCAGUUGCUAACCAAACAAAAAGAGCUGGAAAUAGAAGCUAAUGCAUUAAUUGCUACUGGGUGUAAGGUCAGUGAUAUACCCAGAGGUCAAUUGUUGACUUAUCAAGUACUUUUUGAAACUGUCAUGUCUGGUUUCAUAAGGAUUCUUCUUCUGAAAUGAGAAUCAUCUUCAUUCAGGUGUCGGCGGCUGUUGUACCUUAUGACGAAGCUUCUGAGUUGUGCGGUGGAAUCCUGCCUGGUUACAUCUCAAAGGUUAGCGUUUACACGGCAUAGGGCUGUGAUCUUCAAUUGAUAAUGAAAUUUAAUUAUUUCUAGUCAUGUUCAAGUCAUCUAAUAUAAAAUUUGGAUCACUUAAGUUGUUUCAUGCAAAGUUGUCUGUUUCCUUUAGUAGUCUGUAGCGUUUUAUAUCAAGAAAUAUAUUUAUUUCUGCUAGAGAAAUGUAAGUAUUGGCAACAGACUAAAUUCCCAAGCACAGACAAUCCAACAGCAGUGCUCUGCAAGCAUAGGAGCAAUUCCUCCACCCCCACCCAAAUUCAGCCACUCCCCCAUUGCCCAAAUUUUACAAAUGCAUGCAUUUAGCAGAUGCCAUCUGAACUUUCAACCAAAGGGUUAUGGCCUGAGACGCACUGAAAAUGUUGAUCCAUCUUUUACAAUCAGAUCCCUUGGCCCAGGCUCUUUAAUAUCAAAGGGAAGAACAUAUAAGCCAUUGAUGAGUGGUAAAAUUUCUCAGAAACAACCAGCGGAAUGGAAGGACUACUCGUUAUUGGCGACCUGGCAUGUUACUUCUAUUGUUAUUCUAAACCAUCAUCUUCUUUCUGCUGUUGGUCUGUGCUGUUGCAUUAUCUGCUUUAGUAAGCCAAAAACCUUUUAUUUUUCUUUUAGCUCUGUCUCUAAACAAUUUCUUCUUGAAUACAUGCAGGAUAGCAAUCCACGCAUAGUUAGGGUAGGAAGCAAUCCUGGCUGCCCCUGUGGAGGUACUCAUGUUGCUGAUAUUGCUGACAUUGGAAGCUUUAAGGUAUUAAUUGCAGUGGCAUUCUAUAGCUCUCUUUUCCAAAAUAUUUGUGCUUUUAUUGCUUCCUCUUGUUUCUUGGCACGAACAAGAUUCCCACAAGAUCAGGAAUAAUAAUCAUCAUAAUAUACUCUUACAGUACUAUCGGUCGGAUUUGUGAAGGUAAAUUCACUUUAGUGGCGAUGGGCCACAAAGUGUACGGUAGCAUACUGAAUAUCGACAUGGCAUGUUACUUCUAUCAUAGACAAAUAUGAAAACUUACCCAAUAUAUGCGUUUAAGUUGUUUUUUUGUUACUUUCUCACUGGGAGAUGCCAUCAAGUUAAUAAAGUAGUAGCUCCAAUUCGAGUGUAGUCACUGUGAUUUCAUGUGGGCGGCAUGGAAAACUUGACCAACGAUAAUCAGCACCCACCCUGAUGGAAAGUUUAGUUUUUGAACUCAGUUGAACCUCCAUUAUCAUUGUGAUCAUCCAACUCAAAAUCAAUUGGUAAUGAGUGGAGGAUGCUCGUUUCAAUUACCACUUCCGUUUCACAUUUUUUUUCUAAAACGUGGGUAUUCCAACGAGAGGCUCGACCACUAGAUAAUCUGACAACUUCGGUUUGAAAUAUAUCAUAGCCAACAAACGCCUCCAAUUUACUGUUUAUUUAUGACCCACCUGCCAUUCUAGGGUUCAUCUCAUGGGCCAUAUUCACUUGCAGGUCACAAAGAUACGUGCGAAGAAGGGCUUCACAAAAGUAUUUUAUACCCUCGACUCAUAG